UUGUUACCUUAAAAUGUAAUGAUCCUCCAUUUCUCAGGAUGUAAACCGUCUUCGACUUUCCCUUAUGGACAACCAUGAUGUCAGUAAAGAAUUUCAAGCUUUGAUUGUGAAACAUUUGGAUGAAAGCCAUCUUUUACAAGGUGACAAAAACUUAGUUGGUUCCGAAGUAAAAAUUUAUAGCUUGGACCCAUCAACUCAGUGGUUUUCCGCAACUGUUAUAAAUGGAAACCCAGCAUCCAAAACUCUUCAAGUCAACUGUGAGGAGAUUCCAGCACUGAAAAUUGUCGAUCCAUCACUGAUUCAUGUUGAAGUUGUACAUGAUAACUUUGUGACAUGUGGUAAUAUUACAAGAACUGGAGCUGUGAAACGCAAGUCUUCUGAGAAUAACGGAAGCGUAGUUUCCAAACAAGCAAAAUCUUGCUCUGAGGUAACUUGAUUUAUUUUGUCACUUGCCUGGAGUGUU
Messenger RNA from Myotis lucifugus (little brown bat), 463 nucleotides. Its product is annotated as lysine-specific demethylase 3A-like. NCBI's taxonomy places the organism in Eukaryota, Metazoa, Chordata, Mammalia, Chiroptera, Vespertilionidae. The transcript is spliced from 4 exons. The record is from RefSeq and is a predicted model, not a curated record. Bases 65 to 436 code for a protein of 123 amino acids.